Molecule: messenger RNA, 1878 nt
Organism: Dermacentor albipictus
Lineage: Eukaryota; Metazoa; Arthropoda; Arachnida; Ixodida; Ixodidae
Product: zinc finger protein 888-like
Biological process (GO): regulation of DNA-templated transcription
Molecular function (GO): RNA polymerase II cis-regulatory region sequence-specific DNA binding; DNA-binding transcription factor activity, RNA polymerase II-specific
Source: RefSeq, a predicted model, not a curated record
GUGUGCAUGUAUUGCAUGCCUGCUUUUGUAUGCCAUGAAUCUUUACGAGAUGCUGAUGCUUUUCUUGGUCAAACAAAGAUUAAACGUUUCAGAGCUAAUUAAAUGCUGACAUCAUACAGCAGCUUUAAAAAAAUAAAGGAACACUGCUGUUGAUAAGUUUCCUGUUGCUAAGUUGCCAUGACAAGUAAACAACUUACAAUCAAUGAUACCAAAGUGAACCUUUGCAACUUUUCCAAUAUUUUUAUACUGUUCUUUAAUAUUUAAUCACACUGACAUUCUAAUUCCCACCGGUGCAAAGUAUCUUUAAAAUGUGUCUUGCUCCAUGCUGCUUGCUAAGAAGCAGCUGAUGUAAUGUUAAACAAUAAGGUCUUAUGGGGGAUCAAACUUACUACAAUCUGUCAUUUAUUGCAUGGUUUUCUUUCUUCUUCCAGUUUUUCAUGUUCUGCACAUAGUUCUUUGUGCCUGGUUGUUUUUGUGCAUGCAUCUAUUUUCCGUGUUCUUGAAAAAAAAAACGAGUUUUUAGAAAUGUCUUUUUGGUUCAUGUCCCCAUUGUGCUUCUCGUAAACCUUUGCAGCGUGUUAUCAAAUUAACGACAUUCGAACUACCACCAACACAAGCAUUAUUUAAUAACAGCAGGAUUCAUUUUUCAAACUUGCAGAGUAUUUAGGCCCAGGGUUCAUGUGCAUCGUUAAGGAGGAGCCGCCAGCUGCUCCAGCUGCUGUUGAAGAUGAGUUUGAAGCAGCUACCGGUAGCGACAGUUCGCAGAUGGCAAGCAGUCGCCAAGACCUUGAAUGCGUCGGGGAAAGUGCCCCUAGCUAUGAAUGCGAGAUGUGCCACAAGGUCUUCAACACCGAUCAACGCCUGCUCCAGCACUCCGUAGCACAUGGGCGCGAGUGGAAGUUCUGGUGCAGUAUCUGCGGAGCCAGCUUUGCACGAAGCAAAGAUCUGUUGGAGCACGGGAGCACCCACAUCGACAAGCAGCAGCACCGGUGUUUGAUCUGCUACAAGUCCUUCUAUCAUGCGGGCCUGCUUCGAAAACAUGUCUCGUGUCACACUGCUGUUCAUGAUGAGUUUGAAGCGCCUACCGGGAGCGACAGUUCGCAGAUAGCAAGCAGCCGCGGAGACCUUGAAUGCGUUGGAGAAAGUGGCCAUCGCUAUGAAUGCGAGAUGUGCCACGAGGUCUUCAACACGGAUGAACGCUUGCUCCAGCACUCCGUAGCGCAUGGGCGGGAGUGGAAGUUCUGGUGCAGUAUCUGCGGGGCCAGCUUUGCACGAAGCGAAGAUCUGUUGGAGCACGGGAGCACGCACGUCGACAAGCAGCAGCACCGCUGUUUGAUCUGCCACAGGUCCUUCUACCAUGCAGGCCUGCUUCGAGAGCAUGUCUGGUGUCACACUAAGCAGCUGACAUUCUACUGCCACCUGUGCCCCAUGGUGUUUCCCGUGCGGCAGCAGCUGUUAGAUCACCUGCACAACCACGAUCGGCAUGCCCCCUUUGCGUGCGACCACUGCGAUGCCACUUUCAUCUUCGAAGUGGAGCUGAUGAAGCAUAAGAAGAGGCACAAGGAAGUUCGGCGUCACAAGUGCCCGGAGUGCAACAAGGCCUUCCUUCGGAAGUGCCACCUGGCUAAGCACAGAAAGAUACACACGGAGGAAUGGCCGUUCAGGUGCAACAUCUGCACAAAGAAGUUUACGCGCCAAGCCCACUUGGCUGCACACAUGCGGAAGCACGGAGAUAAAACUGAUGUCCAGCCAUCAAACUCGUAGGCUUCUCCUGCGCAUAUCUUCGUUCAAGAUUUAAAUCUCUAUUGGAGCAGUUAGUGUCUACCGGAUGUGGUCUGUGUAAGCAUCUCACGGAAAUAAAAACAUUGGUUACACGUU